Messenger RNA from Onychomys torridus (southern grasshopper mouse), 318 nucleotides. Its product is annotated as keratin-associated protein 12-1-like. The coding region runs from base 1 to 318 and encodes 105 amino acids. Gene Ontology annotation, cellular component: keratin filament. The record is from RefSeq and is a predicted model, not a curated record. The transcript has 2 exons. Lineage: Eukaryota; Metazoa; Chordata; Mammalia; Rodentia; Cricetidae.
AUGUGUCACACCAGCUGCUCCUCAGGCUGCCAGCCAGCCUGCUGUGUGUCCAGCCCCUGCCAGCCAGCCUGCUGUGUGUCCAGCCCCUGCCAGCCUGCUAUAUGCAUUCCUGUGAGAUACCAGGUGGCCUGCUGUGUGCCUGUGAGCUGCAGGCCCACUGUGUGCAUGGCUCCCUCCUGCCAGUCCUCUGUGUGUGUGCCUGUGAGCUGCCGGCCUGUCUGUGUGAGCUCCUCCUGCCAGUCCUCUGGGUGCUGCCAGCCCUCCUGCCCCACCCUGGUCUGCAGACCUGUCACCUGUAGCACCCCUUCCUGCUGCUGA